This is a messenger RNA of Elgaria multicarinata webbii, 1039 nucleotides long. RefSeq names its product tetraspanin-33-like. Bases 17 to 1039 code for a protein of 340 amino acids. Gene Ontology annotation, cellular component: plasma membrane. The record is from RefSeq and is a predicted model, not a curated record. The transcript has 9 exons. NCBI's taxonomy places the organism in Eukaryota, Metazoa, Chordata, Lepidosauria, Squamata, Anguidae.
CCGGCAGCCGCGCACAAUGCGCACCAACCAGGUCAUCAAAUACACCCUCUUCGCCUCCUGCUAUCUCUUCUGGGUAGCCAGCGGGCUGAUGGUGGCCGUGGGGACCUAUGCCCGGCUCUCCAAGGAAGCUGGCGCCGUGGACUCCCUGCUGGCCGACCCCUCCCUGAUCCUGCUGGUCGUGGGCAUCUUGAUGUUCAGCAUCACCUUCGUGGGCUGCCUGGGUGCCUUGCGGGACCUCACGCAGAUGCUGAAAGCGUUCGCCUGGAUCCUGCUCAUCCUCUUCAUCCUGCAAGUCGUGGCUGCCGUUCUGGGCUUCCUCUUCUCUGGCAUGGUGAUGGAGAAAGCCACGUUUCUGAUGGGCCGGGCCAUCUCCCGCUACCGUGAGAACCUUGAUUUGCAGAACCUCAUCGACUACAUCCAGAAGAAGUUUGAGUGCUGCGGGGUCCACUCCUACAGAGACUGGUCCCAGAAUGCUUACUUCGACUGCCAAGACUCCAACCCCAGCCUGGAGCGGUGCGCGGUGCCCUACUCCUGUUGCUUGCAGGGCGGAGAGGCUGUUCUGAACACCAUGUGUGGCUACGAGGCCCAGAGCCUGAAAGCCUGGCGGGCGGAGAGCCUGGUGCACACGGAGGGAUGCCUGGCGAAGAUCUCCAACUGGGCACGCAGCAACCUGCUGGUGGUGGCUGGAGUGGCCUUCGGGCUGCUGCUCCUGGAGCUGGCCGCCUUCUCCUUGGCCGUGAUGCUGAUCUUCCAGAUCAAUUUCAUCAUCCAGAAGCGCCAGAGCACCAGGCGGCGGAGGAGGAGCUGCCCGGAGAAAGACCCGUCCUUGGGUCAGGGUCCGUUCAGAGCCCCUCCAACCGCUCAGCUUCCGUCGUGGGAGGAAGCCUCUCGCGCAGCGCUCCCAGGGGCGCAGCUCCUGAUGAAGUGCCGAGGGGUGCCCGGGGGACUCUCCCGCUCACACACGCCGCCGGUAGCCAUGGCGAUCGACACCCAGCCCCAGGGGCUGCUGCCUCCGAGGGCCCACCUGGCACCCGGGUGA